UGAAGAAAGACCACUCGCUUAUAAAAUAGGAUCAAAAUAUCAAUACGAGUGGAUCUAACAUCAUUCAUCGCCUAAAAAUGUCACAACUAGCUGUUACGAGUGUGUCAGCUCCACAAAAUGCCGUCGACACCAAACGACCUAUUCCUUAUAGGAAUCUGGCGGUCGGAGCGUUCAUGAACAUCUUCCAAGUUACCUCUCUCGGCCAGCCUAUGGAAGUCCUCAAGACUCAUUUGGCUGCCAACAGGAAGGAUACACUGCUUCAGGCAGUCCAAAAGACGUGGACCCGUGGUGGUGUGCGUGCCUUUUAUCAAGGGCUUAUCCCAUGGGCGUGGCUAGAAGCAUCUACCAAGGGUGCCAUCUUGGUCGUAGUAUCAAGCGAGGUUGAGUAUCAUGCCAGAACCAAAUUUAGUGCUUCGCCUACAUUAUGUGGCGUCUUGGGUGGUAUUGGUGGCGGUGUUGCACAAUCCUAUCUUACGAUGGGAAUGACCACGUGCAUGAAAACAGUCGAAGUCACUCGCACAAAAGUCGCCGCUGAGGGUGCUAGGGUUCCUGGAACAAUGGAGACCUUUUUCAACAUUAUCCGUGAAAAGGGGAUUCGAGGUGUGAACAAGGGCGUUAAUGCUGUGGCAUUGCGACAAGUGACCGGUUGGUCGUCCAGGAUUGGUAUCUCCCGUUUUGCCGAGGAAAGUAUCCGAUCAAUAAAUGGAAAGAGUAAGGAAACAAAGCUCCAGUUUGGCGAGAAAAUCUUAGCUUCCACAAUUGGUGGUGCGCUUAGUUGCUGGAAUCAGCCAUUCGAAGUCCUCCGCGUGGAAAUGCAAUCUAUGAAGAAUGACCCCAGUCGCCCAGCAUCUCCAACCAUGCUGUCCACAUUUAAGCACAUUCUUGCCACCUCUGGUAUCAAGGGUUUGUUCCGUGGUGUUAUUCCCCGCAUUGGAGUUGCAGCAUGGGCUACGGUAUGUAUGGUGGGAUUCGGAGACACUGUCAAGGAGAUGUUAGCAAACAAGUGAUUAGCGACGAACUAGAACGUAU
Molecule: messenger RNA, 1029 nt
Organism: Aspergillus pseudotamarii
Lineage: Eukaryota; Fungi; Ascomycota; Eurotiomycetes; Eurotiales; Aspergillaceae
Product: mitochondrial DNA replication protein
Exons: 5
Coding region: 78-1007 (309 amino acids)
Biological process (GO): mitochondrial citrate transmembrane transport; alpha-ketoglutarate transport
Cellular component (GO): mitochondrion
Molecular function (GO): tricarboxylate secondary active transmembrane transporter activity
Source: RefSeq, a predicted model, not a curated record